Messenger RNA from Schistocerca gregaria, 10345 nucleotides. RefSeq names its product E3 ubiquitin-protein ligase UBR2 (gene Ubr1). NCBI's taxonomy places the organism in Eukaryota, Metazoa, Arthropoda, Insecta, Orthoptera, Acrididae. The record is from RefSeq and is a predicted model, not a curated record. Bases 363 to 5729 code for a protein of 1788 amino acids. The transcript is spliced from 3 exons. Gene Ontology annotation, cellular component: ubiquitin ligase complex; cytoplasm. Gene Ontology annotation, biological process: protein ubiquitination; ubiquitin-dependent protein catabolic process via the N-end rule pathway. Gene Ontology annotation, molecular function: zinc ion binding; ubiquitin protein ligase activity.
ACACCAACAUCAGCACUAUUACGCGAACGCACCGUAAUGUGAAAAGUUGAAGCAGUUAACCACGACUUAUCAGAACUACGACAAAAAAUGCAAAAAGCGAAAACAACAUCGUCAUUAUACUUUUUCAAUUUUAAUCCUGCGAUAUAAUUUCUUUUUUACGAUUGUUAACUAGGAGCCCAAUGUUUUGAUUGCUUCCAUGUCAGCUGAAGAGUUAGCAAAUGUCAACUCAUACUCUUUUGUGCGUCGUUCAUAAGAAAACAUGUACUAUCAUAAUUUUUGACGGAGUAAAUAAAUAAGUGGCAGUCAGUAUCAAGAAUAUUUAUUACAGUUUGAUGUUGAUGAUUUAACUAGACAGACUGGAAAUGGACUGUGAGGAAUUCUCUCUCCCAGAUAUUGACAUGGAGCAACCAGUACUAGAUGAGUUUCCUGAUUCUGCCAGUAAAUGUGUAGAAGUGUGGACAGAAAAGCUUGAAAAGGGCAUACUGUCCUGUGCUCACUUUAAAGAACACUGGCGUAUAUACGUGCCGAGGAUAUAUAGUCCAGAUCCUAAGGGAAAUUGUUUGGACUUCAACUACGAUGAAGCAAAGGCCCAAGAAAUUUUAUUUCAGCCUCUAGAAAGAUUCAUCUGCAAUGGGGACCCUCAAGAAGUUUUUAGUGCACUAACACAGACAGCAAAUCGAUCAACUGUAUGUGGUAGAGUCUUCAAAAUAGGUGAGCCGACAUACAGCUGCAGAGAGUGUGGUAUGGACUCAACAUGUGUUCUCUGUGUUGACUGCUUUAAACAGUCAGCUCAUCGUAACCACAAGUAUAAGAUGGGAACCUCUGGCGGUGGUGGAUGCUGUGACUGUGGAGAUACGGAAGCCUGGAAAAGUGAACCUUUCUGUGAUAUACAUGCUGCUGGUUCUCAAGCAGGGCAAGAACCUGUCAAGUGCUUACCAGAUGAUAUGGCAGAAAGAGUACGUGCAACUUUCAGUGCUGUUCUCAAAUAUGCAUAUCAGUUGUUGACUGUGGAACAUCUGAGAGUGCCUUCAGAUUUGAGCAUUAAGGAAUCAGAAGAAGGAACAUUAGGUCUCUUUGACACUGACACUCACUGCACUGUUCUCUAUAAUGAUGAGACUCACACCUUCGAACAAGUGAUUACUACUUUGUCGAGAGUUAUCAAAUGUUCACAGAAAGAUGCUAUAGAUUAUGUGACGAACAUAGACAGAGAAGGUCGUGCUGUUGUGAAGUGUUCCACUUUUCCACAUUGCAAAGAACUGAAAGCAGAAAUUGAGCGUUUUACUGCACGCCACGGAAACAGACCUUUGAAAGUACUUGUUGUGCAUGCUCAUGUAAUUGCUCAUCAAGUAUUUGCAAUGGAGCUUUUAGAGUGGUUACAAAAAAUUCUUGGCUAUGGGGAAGGCUUCCGUGUGGUUUUCAGUGAGGUAGCACUAGAGCUUGACCAUCAGGAAUCUUCAAUAAUAGAGGGCAUUUUGGUCAGAGAUUCCCAUUUGUGGAAAUCUGCACGCACUCACUGGCACCGUCUUAUUAUUUCUGGACUCCUGAUGGAGUAUGAGAGCAAAAAGGCAUUUGCUAAACUCUUCACAAAGACAUACAACGUUGUCCUCAAAGACUUCAUGCGAGAUGAUCACGAUCACGCAUUUUCUAUUGCCUCUAUGUCAGUGCAGGUCUUUACAGUCCCUACAUUGGCUCAUUAUCUCAUAGCAGAGGAAGAUGUUCUGUAUAUCCUGUUGAAUGCUUUUAUAUCGGAAUGCGUCCGUAAAUGCAACAAAGCAGGGAAACUAGAAUUUGAAAGAAAUUCAUCAAAUGGUACUUUCAAACGUGCCCAGUUCAUACUUUAUGACUUGCGUUAUCUCCUGAGUGCAAAGCCAACUGUAUGGACAGAUGAGCUACGUAAGGGAUUCCUUCACGGUGUUACGUACUUGCUUAAUCUGUUAUCAAUGAUGCAAGGAAUGGACCAGAUAACCAGGCAAGUUGGACAGCAUAUGGAGUAUGAACCUGAAUGGGAAUCAGCUUUCAAUCUCCACAUUAAACUUGCACAUGUAAUAACAUUGGCUCUGGAAUGGUGUGGUACAGACAGAACAGUUCUGAUAAAAGCCUACAGAGCUACUCUAAAAAAAUUGCACGAUCCCUCUCAAGUUGGAGAGGUGCGGGAGUUGGCCGAUCACAGUGCACCGUGUUUAAUUUAUGAUGUAUCUCAGCAGCCAGUCUCUAUACAUCUACCAUUAUCUCGUUUUUUAGCUGGCUUACAUCUUCAUUUGGAGAAAUUUGGUUUAGAAUUUAGAAGUAAUGAAUUCAAGAAUAUACCUAAACCAACUCCAGAACUAAUUAUUGAACCAGUACUAAGAACACAGGUAAUGAUUUCUCAAGUGCACGCUGGAAUGUGGCGUCGCAAUGGUUACUCUCUUUUGAAUCAGCUUUAUUUUUACCACAAUGUCAAGUGCCGAUCGGAGAUGUUGGACAGGGAUAUCAUAUUGUUACAGGUGGGAGCAUCAUUGAUUGAAAGCAAUGAAUUCCUCAUACAUUUGCUCAAUAAAUUCAAUCUCUUAAACUGGGCAAAUCCUCAGUUUGAAACAAAUAUCCUCAGAAACCCAGAGGAGGAUAGUAUGAGGCAGACAAUAAAUUUAGUUGAAGAGUUCCUUGGCCUUCUUAUAACAAUUGUUAGUGAAAGGUACACACCUGGUGUUGGUAAAGUUACAGAAGAUGACAAAAUAAAAAAAGAAAUAAUCCAACAGCUGUGUAUAAAACCACUGCCACAUUCUGAGCUAAACAAAACUCUCCCUGAGGAUGUCAACCAUGAAACUGGGAUGGAACGGGUAAUUGAUCAAGUUGCAGUGUUUAAAAAGCCUGCACAGGGAACAGGGAAAGGUGUGUAUGAGCUGAAACCUGAAUAUUAUGAUCAAUAUGAUGUUUUCUUUUACCACUAUACAAGAGAAGAAUUGUCAAAGUCAGAAGAAGCCCAGAGGAAGAGGAGGAAAGCUCUUGGAGAGUUGGAAUGCUGUCCUCCUCCUGUUCUUCCACCACUCAGUGAAGCUUUUAUGAUGAUGGCAAAUCUGUUGCAAUGUGAUGUAAUGCUGCACAUUAUGAAAACUGUGUUGGAACGUAGCAUUAAUCUUAGAGCAAGAAGUUUUUCAGAAGCUCAGCUCCACAAGGUGCUUCACCUCGUAGGUUACGCUUUGCACGAAGAAGAACAGAAGCAUUACCAAUAUAUGGUAUUUGUUGAACGUGCAGAGAAGUGGGGACUUGAAAACCUAAUUGAAGAGUUGUGUGGUAGUGCAAGAGUUGAGGCGCACAAAGAUUUGCUACAGUGGACACUAGGAAAGUAUAGGCAAGUUGCUGCAGCUCGCAAACUUGGUCACGUACAACCUGCACCUCAACCUCAGCAUCAAGAGGGGGUAGGUCAGGCAGAAGAUUCUGCAAAUGAGGAAAAGGAAUGGAGAGCAAAAAUGGCAGCUCAGAAGAGGGCAAAAAUAAUGGCCCAGAUGACAGCAAUGCAAAAGAACUUUAUGAAGGAAAAUGCCAAGUUAUUUGAAUCAGCUCUUGCAGAGAGCUCUUCACAAAAAGAAAAUGUGGAAAUGUUCAUGGAUGUUUCAGAACAGUCAGAAUGUCAGCCCAUUGCCCUAGGACCGAAACAGACAACACGGGCAACAACGGACCGCACACAUACUUGCAUUUUAUGUCAGGAAGAUCAGACAGUUUCUGCUGGUGGACAAGCACUUGUUGUUUCUGCUUUUGUUCAAAAAUCAACAGUACUCUGUACUCACAGGGGACUGUCUGAAGAAUAUCUGGAAAAAAUGUCCGAGCCUUUAUUUCUCUCAGCUUCUAUUGGGCCAGCUCCAUUUACUGGCACUUGUGGUCACGUAAUGCACAGUAAUUGCUGGGAAAAAUACUUUGAGAAUGUCCUGGCCAAAGAGUCGCGACGACCGUAUCGGCUCCGGCAGCCAGCAAGCUUUGACAUUGAGAAACAGGAAUUUCUGUGCCCACUUUGUGAGUGUCUCAGUAAUACACCGUGCCCACUUGUUCCUCCUGUUGGAUCUCUAAUAUCAAAUUCACAAGCUGCUUUGACAAAUUUAUCAUUUGAAAAAUGGAUCUCAGGUUUGCACCUUGCUUUAAAAUACAAGAAAAAGAUUAGCAAGACAUUAAGAAGUAUGGAGAAAAAACAAACUGAUUCAGCAAGUGACAGUGGAGGUGGAACUGGUGAAGGUGGAGAGGAAGAAGAGGAGGAUGUACAAGUCAUGGAAUCACUUUACUACACGUGCCCAAUCCACCAGGUUGUUGUUGAACUUGGGGAAGAUGGAGAAGCAUUUGCAUCACUAUUUUCACGUAAUAACCUGAGGACUGAGUUUUCAGAAAAUCUGUCUACAUUCAUAUUACUGUUUGCACAAGCCACUUUCACUAAAAGUCUGGGUUCACACCCUAAGUAUGGUGAUUCAAGGAUUGUUCUGAUGGCAUGGAAAUCUUGUGCAUACACAGUUCAUGCUAUGGAAUGUCUUCUCAGAGAUACUGGCAAGCCAUUGCUUGGUGAUCUAUCGUCAAGACAGCAAGACUGCCUGGAAGGUCUGAUUCGUCUUGUAGCAGUGCUUGGAACGACGUGGAAGUUUCCAGAUAUGAUAAGCAGCCAUGCUUUGAGAUUACUUACAAUAAUUUUAGAAAGCCCGCAUGAUGAACCUUGUAUCCUUGACUGGGAUACAUUUGGUGUGCUUUUACCUUUGACGUUGUCACUAUCCAGUUUGUUUUUAACUGAUGGUGCUGUUCCUAUUCCUACUGGGGGUUUGCAGGAGCUAUAUAUUUUUCGACUUAUGUUGUUGUGUAACAUUGUAAAAGUACUGUUAACCAAUGAUUUUGAAACCACUGAAAUGAGCAUGGAAGUAGAGGGUGAACCAGACGAAACUGAAAAGCUCAUUGGUUUUAUUACGGAUGUCAGAAGAGCUGCUGGAAUUGCAUCAGAAACUAAUAUUCAAGUAAAGGCAGUAUGCAGACUUGUGCAGGAAGCAUGUAUACCAUUUCUGCGUUGUUGUGUCCUGUUUUACCAUUUCUUGACUGGCGUUCCAGCUCCACAGGUGUUGCUGGAGGUUGGUGGAGACACUUUUGAUAAUAUGUGCACUUAUCUUGGAUUGAACAUUACACUUUCAGAACUGGUAUGUGGAGAUGUGAACAGAGACUUGGCUGUGCGAUGGUGUCAACAUCCGAAGGUGCAGCAGUACCUGUCUGGAGCAUCAAAGUAUCCAUUUGUUAAAGUUCCUCAGCCGGUAAACCAACUCAUUUCUUUGCCUGUUGAUUACAGUGAAUUAAUCAACACUGUUUCACUCUUCAUUUGCCCAAACAGUGACCGUGAAGAUUCUCGUAAUCCAACUAUGUGUCUAGUGUGUGGUGACAUGUUGUGCUCACAGAGUUAUUGCUGUCAAACUGAACUGAAUAAGACAUUAGUUGGUGCAUGCACUUACCAUGCACACGAAUGUGGUGCAGGAGUCGGUAUUUUUCUUCGUGUACGUGAAUGUGAAAUUUUGUUACUGGCCAGUCCCAAUCGAGGAUGUUUCAUGUCCCCACCCUAUUUAGACCAGUAUGGUGAGACAGAUCAGGGAUUGCGAAGAGGUAACCCAUUGACAUUGUGCCCUGAGAGGUACAAAAAAUUACAAUUGUUGUGGUUGAGUCAUGGUAUCUACGAAGAAAUUACUCGACACUUGGAGUCUACAACUAAUAUUGUUACAACACAGUGGCAACAUCUUUAGUCACUUAGAUUAUUGUUGUUUAUGGAGGUCAUUGUUAAACUUCUGUCAAGUAUUAAUAUCUCAUUCACUAUGAAUUUUUCCACAUUUCAUAAACUAUAUUGCCAUGCAACCAAAAUUAGCAGAAUGUCAUUUUAAAAAAUACUGUUCUUCUGUUUCAUGAAGUUCUUUUGAUGUUAUUCAUUAUAUGACUGUUUGGAACUGUAAUGUAUUUUUAAUUUGAUUUCCAGGUGUAUAUAAUUUUGUUCUUAAAGAACAAAAAAAUCUUUGGAGGCUGUAAGAAGGAAUUGUACAGAAUAGUAAAUAGUAAUUAAUUUUUUACUUAGAAGUGUCUAGUUAAUGAGUUCAUUUUUUUGUUUCUUUUUCUGGAUUGUUUCUUGUCUUAAAUUGUUUGUAGUGUCUGCUGUGAUACUCUCGCCAUCAUUAGAAAUGAGUUAUAACUGUUUUACAGUAUUUAUUAAUGCACCUCUUAACAACGAACGCUGCCACAUGAAGAUGCGUGAAUAAUGAGAGACUUGUCAUGGCAGUGUUAAAUGGUAUAGUUUUCUAGGAGAUUUUAAACCCUUUUUACAUAUUCUAUUUAUUGCAGAGAUGUGAGCAGCUGCAAAUAAUUCUGAAAUAUCAUUCACCAGAUGCUCAGCAUAUCUUUUGAAGAUAUACCAAGUACCUCUAUAGUAUUUUCUAGUUACAUGUACAUAUUGAUAACGUGUACAGUACAAUAAUUGACAAAAUGUAAAUAAAUAUGAAACAUGAUACAUGGUCAAAUAUUAUUGAGAAAACUAUAUUGUUUGGUGGUGAUGGUAAACUGAAAUUUCAGUUGUAUCAUCCCCAGCACAUGGUGUGGAUUAGUAACCUGAAAAGUCUUUCACAUUAUUUUUUAGUGGAGUUAAUGUGAUGUGCAUUGGAAAAUUGGUUACAUAGCUUACAGGUGGUUUAAACUGUCUAGAUUAUAUUGCUCAUGUGUGGAAUGUUUAGUUUGAAAGCCAAUUUCAUGGUCAGCAUUUUCCAGUACAAUACCCUGUUUGCUUGUUAUAAACAUGUACAGUGAUUAUUGAUCUGAUGGCUGCAUUGAAACUAAUAGUAAGUGAAACAUAGGUUUUUGGUUGUACUUACUGUGCAAGUAUGAUUCGGUAUAUUUCGCUGGAAGUGUUGAACUAAAACAGAUCUCAAACUGUGGUUAAAACCAUUCAUAGAGGGCUGAAACUCAGGAUUCGUUAUUUUGGAAUUGUACUGAAUAAUUGCAUAAUAUUUAACUUUGCUAUGUGUUAGUUGAAAUUAUGUUAUUUGUUGACAGAUUGUAAUAUAAACAUGUAUUCUUUUUUGUUAUGGAGCUUACAAUGAGAUUUUUGCCUAGUUAAUGAAUUCUUGUAAAAACAAACAUUUCUUGGACAUAGUUCACGGAGAUAUGGCAGAAGUUUCUGAAAGCAAAUAUUUUAUUCUAUGUUUUAUGAACUUCAGAAGUUACAAAGAUAGAAUACAAUGCAGAACACAGGGUCAGUGGACACAACAAACUGAAGAAAUGAAUAAAAUAUUGCUAGAGAGAUGGCAGCUACUGUAUUUGAUUGAAUAGCUACAGCAAAUAAAAAUAGAUAGGAAUUUUGUGUGGGUGUGGAAAGGAAGUAGAUAAAUCAAAAAUUAGUUUGAAAGUAUGACAGCAAAAGAAAAAGGCAGAAAGGGGUGGGAACUACAGAAUUGGUCAUGGAAGUAAUGUUUUGUUGAGUGUGCAGUGAGUUCCAUUGUGUUGACACCAUUGUAAAAUGCCUAUGAGAACUUCCAAAGGAACUGCUGCACAGUGCAUAUUGUUUCUUAAAUGGCUAACACGCAGUAUUACAGUGGAUGUGGCUGCAUGACUGAAAGCAAAAGAUAUGAGGCAUUUUUUGCAUAAUGAAUUUUCAUAUGUAUGUGAAGUAAAUGGUUCUGGAGGUACAAUAAUUGCAAAGAAGGGUUGUUGGGUUGUGACAUGCCCUAGAAACUAUUGAGAGAAUCUUAGUGACAUUAAACUUCCAUUUUGAAGAACUUUGAGGGAAUCUGUCAUAUUGAAGUGACUAGCUUGCUUAUUCCAUCCAAAAAUUGUGAAAAAUAAUGCCCUGACAUUUUGAAAGGCUGCUGAGAUAAAACAUCCAGUUUCAGGGAGCUAUUUGCAUUCUAUUGGUGUUUAUUCACAAAAUAGCUUUAUAUUAGGAUCUGCCACUGACUUUUCAGUUUGGAAGGGGGUGGGAGUGUAUACGAAAAAGGGUGUGCAACAAGAGCUGCUUACACCCACAUAGAUUAUUAUUUUCAGUUUCAUUCUCCCAGCAGAAAUAUUUCUGCUGCAGUGCCACUGGCUAUUUUUUGAUUAUCUUUGAAUUUGUUUUGACUGCUGCAUUGUGUCUGACAUUACAGAUUAAUGCUUUUUUUUUUAUCACAGACUCAGAAUUAGUUUACAGCUUUCUCUGACAGAGGGCAUAUGUAUUUUAUUUUAAAGAUAAAUAUACUGUUAAUGAGUUAUUAGUAAUUAUUCCAAACUACUUUUCAGUCUUGAAUUAGUUGAGAAAGGUCCAGAUAAGUAAGUUUCGUUCAGCAGUGAAAAUCUUCAGUUCUGUGUAAAAGCAUGUAGAAAUCACAAACAUCAGACAACUGCACCACAGCUAUGCAAUCACAAUAUUCAUAUAAUCAAAAUAUGACUCAUUCCGACUUAAAACUCGUGUAAAACAACAGUUCAGUAAAAUCCAACCCAUGUUGUGACUGCCCAAGAUUAUGAUAUGCAAUUAUUUUUAUCAGUUACAGCUCUGAGAAGGUAUAAAUGAUUACUAGUGAUUUCAACCAUCAGAAGCCAUCUUCAGAUUUGUAAAUCAUAAAAGCGAAAUAUGUAGUAGCUCAUUUUGUAUAUUUCUCCCUUUACUUGGAUAUGGGAAGGCCUGGUGGAAUUUCUAAGGAAACCUAACAACUCGACAGAUAGUAGAGGUACGAAGUCACUGAAAGGCACAUCAAAAAGACUUUGAAGGUGGCCUGUAAUGGCUGAAAUUAGUUAUGAUCAAUUUUACCUUUUUUCAGCUAUGACUGACAUAAACAUUAUCAUCAUCAUACAUCCUAGCCAAAAUAGAAAUUUUGUGCAGACACUCUAUUAUCCAUUCAGUCUGUUUUUGUUGUUCCCUGAUAUCCAUGAUGUUUGCCUAACACAUUUCUCAUACUUCUGUGACAGUGCCUUUUACAUAAUGUGAUUAGUUGUCUCAAGCAGUUGCCAGUCAGAAUCAGCAAUGUUUCAAGAGAAAAAAUAUUUAUAAAGCUGGGUAUAUUGUUCAACAUUGUUUGAGCAAAGCUAUAAGGAACACACUACUGUUGUGUGACCACCAAAAGACUCUGGAAGAAUGAGUGUGGUAGUGUAUACUUCCAACACAAACUACUUUGUUAAUGAAUGUAGUUUUUUUGUAGAACAGGAGAAAUUGGAAUGCAUUUUUAUAAGCUUAGUUUUCAGUUUCACGUUGCUUUCUAAGUAUUUACUAUAUACCUGGUGCUUUUUUUAUGAUUUCAUUUAUCAACUUUUGUAUUCUUAUAAUUCUCUAUAUAUUGGCAUUUGUUCUUUAUCCUUUCGUCUUCUCUCUUCCUUUUCAAUACAUUUAAUGCUAUAGUGUGCGUUAUUCACGAUCACUGGUCUUCUGCAUUGAAUCAUUAUCUCCUCUGACAUGAAAUGUAUCACACUUUAUCGAUAAUACUACUGUUCAUCUUGAUACUCAAGCACAUUAAAAAUAUAAAACAUCUGUUUAAAAGGUCAGUUGAUGGAUGCAAAAGACUAGCUUCCAGAACCAUCCACUAGAAGACAGAAAAGUUUGGUAUAGUGGGAGUACUUAAGAAUAAAAGUUGUCCACAACUCCAAAUCAAGAGACAGAUGAAGACAGGGUGAGAGGAAAGUCCAUAUCCCUCUUCUCUCUCCCUUUGUAGUAUUUGAUGACAAUACUACUUAUCAUUGAAUAAUUUGAUGUUCUGCAAUCUUACCUUAUCUUUUGCUUGAUGACAGAAACUGUCUGCUGCUGCCUAAUAAGCAAAUGCUAUUUGUAUCUUGUUUUUGAUGUAAUUUAACUUGAGGGAUUCUUUUCCUUUACAUUUUGUGUUCAUGACAUUUGAGUUUUGAGCAAUCUAUUUUUCAGUCUGUCAUUUUUCCCUACCAUUCUGCCUUCUAACAGCCCCUAUUACUGUCCUUUUUUGCCCAGUGUCCUCAUGACUGUCAAGUAGUUUUAAACUGAUUAAGUAUGAAAUCAAUGUGAUCUUAUCAGUAACAUGUUUAUGGGCUUUAUGUUAAAGAAAAUUUUGUUCCUGAUUUAUGCCAUUCAACAGUAGUUUGUGUAUAAAAAUAGUUAACUGUGCCAGUACUGGUAUUAUUUGCAAUUCAUUGUGUUUAAAAAGAAAGAAGCUGUCCCUAGGAGACUUGCCAUCCGAAUUUUCAUCUCAUUUUUUUCUCAUUCUAGCUGUGUCUGGUUCCACUCUAGUUACUUGUGUUCUCUUUGUGUUCCAUUAAUUUAACUUUUCUGUAAUUUAUUUAGUUGCCUGUACAUAGUUGCCUGUUAUUUGUUAAUAUAAAAUAUUUGUAUUCUUCAUUGUUGAAAUUUUAUUUACUGCGUGAUAAAUAAAAACUGUUGUAAUUA